GUUUUCCCUCCACAUCUGGUAAUACACCGAAUCAACAAAUAACAAAUCGUAUCUGUCCAUGUUGAAAUAAACGACUUGGCUCAUUGUUUCUGAAGUCAGAAAGUGAAUUAAGGAAGGCUUUCAACUUCCUGGAAACGUCCCGGCUCAAUCAGAGUCACCCGACUGAGCCAGUGACCAGAAGUUGCUACAGUAGCUGUAGUUUUCUGCCUCUUGUCUCAGAGAACAAGCAGAGUUUUAAUCAUGCGUGGAUUGAUUUGUGGACCUAAACUGGCUGCGUGUGGGAUCGUGCUGAGCAUGUGGGGUGUGAUCAUGUUGGGCAUGCUGGGGAUUUUCUUCACAACGCAUUCAGCAGUGCUGAUUGAAGAUGUGCCUCUGAAAGACGAAGACCUCACCCCAGAUCCGAACCCCCCUCAGAGGAUCUAUGAAUUGUACAACAAGGUGGGCUACAACUGCUUCAUAGCAGCAGCUAUCUACAUCCUGUUCGGAGCAUUCUCCUGCUGCCAAAUGAAGCUCAACAAACAGAAGGAGUAUCUGGUGCACUAGUGCCAUCUGAUGGACUGAAGAGCUCCCAGCAGUGUUCAAACAGAAAGAUGAUGGGUUUUGAUUCACCCGUUCUCUGGUCACUGACUUCUGCUUUAGGGUUUAAAUGUCAUCAUCAGGAACUAAAGGGACACUGUGUGGAAACAGAUCAGUGUUUGAUGUUUUUAGGACUAAGUUAAUUCUACCUCUAAUCACAAGUGCUUGAAUUAUUUGAUUGUGGUAGUACUAACUACCCACUGGAACUCAGUGAAAAAGUAGUCUUGUUUAAGCAUUUAAAAGUUGUGGAUUAGUGUGUUGAUUUAUUCUUGCAUACUGCUGUGCUUUGCAAGUGGAUGUAGCUCUGAUUUUUGCCAGUAUCCAAUUGUGUUUUAAGGCUAGUCCUUCAAUUAAAUUAUUCAUUUCUUUCAGCUUG
Molecule: messenger RNA, 952 nt
Organism: Acanthochromis polyacanthus (spiny chromis)
Lineage: Eukaryota; Metazoa; Chordata; Actinopteri; Pomacentridae
Gene: rnaseka
Product: ribonuclease, RNase K a
Exons: 4
Coding region: 241-543 (100 amino acids)
Molecular function (GO): RNA endonuclease activity
Source: RefSeq, a predicted model, not a curated record